Molecule: messenger RNA, 171 nt
Organism: Plasmopara halstedii
Lineage: Eukaryota; Oomycota; Peronosporomycetes; Peronosporales; Peronosporaceae
Exons: 2
Coding region: 1-171 (56 amino acids)
Source: RefSeq, a predicted model, not a curated record
AUGUCAGACCCAGCUCGUCAAGUGAAUUACCUCGACACUCGGACCGAAACGUUCUUGAGUCGAGUCAGUCAAAAAGAUCAAGCUAUUACCUUGGACUUGUUGGAGGAAGGAGAUGUACUGCAAGCUCAGGGAGAACACCACUUUUACGAAAUCUCUUCGAAAGUAAAAUAG